AUGUCGCGGCCGUCGCGCGCGCUCCCGGCGCAGCUGCCCCCGGCGGCGGCGGCGCGGGCUCUGCGGCGCGUGGCGCGGUUCGUGGGGCGCGCGCUGCCGCUGUGCCGCGCGCACACCGUGGAGUUCUUCACGCGCGGGCUCUGGCAGCGCCUCGUGGCGCCGCCACCCGACGCCGUGCUCGAGGCGCUGCGCGCGGCCGGGCCGCUGGCGCGCCCCCUGGUGGCGGGCUCGGGAGCCGCGGCGGCUCCGUGCGAUGAUGACAUCUUUUCCAGUGCAUUUUGUGAGAACUCUGAGAAGCUUAUCAAUGUACAUUUGUUUGCCCUGGCUGCUAAAUAUUAUUCUUUGUCCAACCUUGGAGUGUGCACCCCAUUAGAAGAUGUGCUUGAAGCACUGAAAGGAGACAGUGAAGGAGCAGCAGGUAUCAAACCAGAUGAGUUUAUGAAUAAUAAGAAAUCACAUGAAGUGCAGGUGAUGUCAGAGCUGGUAGACAGCAUAGCAAAUUAUUGUGGGAUAAAGCAGGUGAUUGAUAUAGGUUCUGGGAAAGGCUACCUGAGUUCAUUUCUGUCCAUGCAAUAUAACUUAAAGGUUUAUGGCAUUGACUCCUCAAGCUCCAACACAAAUGGUGCUCAUGAAAGAAAUAGAAAAUUGAAGAAACACUGGAGAGCAUAUCAGAGUCGAGGAAAAGAAAGCCUCAAAAGCCGGAGUUUGGAAAUGGCAAAUGACAGGCCAGUGGAACAUGAACUUAAUUGUAAAACAAUCAAUGAAGAGCUCUUAAAUAAUGCCAAUAGUCUUCAAAAUCAGGGCCAAGUGAUUAUUCAAGAUGUAGUUCCUUCUUGUGGUUUCACAGAAAUGGCUGCACUAGAAACCAACACAGAAACUGAAGCUGAUGUAGGGACUGGGACACAAUCUCAUGAGACCAAACUUUCUGAAGAGGUUCUUGCUGUUCUAAAUGUUCUUCCUGUUGAUGCCGUAGAAGAUUUUUCUUCAUCUCAUUGUAACUGUGGGGAACUCUGUGAAGAGGAAAAAGUACAAAGAAAAAUGACAUCUCUCAAGACUAAAGCAAGAAAGUCAAGUGAAUCAAACCUGUAUCUUCCAUUGACCUCUUGCAUAACUGCAGAAACAGAACUCAGUGACAUCAUAACAGAUCUGGAGGACUGUAUGAUGGUGGGUCUACAUACAUGUGGAGAUCUUGCUGCAAAUACUUUACGAAUUUUUACUGCCAAGCCUGAAAUCAAAGCCGUUUGCAGUGUGGGCUGCUGCUACCAUCUGCUGUCAGAACAGUUUGAAAACCAAGAAGAAUGCCACGACCAAGUCUGGGGAUUUCCCAUGUGUCAGUACUUGAAGGACAAAGGCUGGUGCUGUGGUCGCAAUGCUCGGAUGUCAGCAUGCUUGGCUUUGGAGAGAGUUGCAGUUGGCCAAAUGCUGCCUACAGAAUCAUUGUUUUAUCGAGCUGUUCUUCAGGUUAUUAUAGAAGAAAUUUAUGGUGUCACCAAAAGUGAUCGACAUGUUGGAAAAACCUUCUCCAAAUCAUCCUCCUUCGUAGAUUAUGUCAGACGGUCUCUGAAAAAGUUGGAACUGGAUGAUUCAAAGAAUCAUUUAGGCUGAAAAUGACUUUUGAGAGCAGCAUUUCCAGCUGUUAACUCAGCACUGUAAGUCCACCACUAAGCCAUGUCCCUCAGUGCCACAUCUCCAUGUCUGUCAGAGCUGUUACUUUUCUGCUAAGUUUGGACUCCCUCGUUCCAUAGCCAUGACAGAACAGCCAUCCUGCAAAACUCCCAGUACUGCAGAAGUGCAUCAUGCUCUUCCAGCUCUGCUCUUCCCAGCAGCCUCCAUCAGCACUAAUGCUGCAAUCCUACCUCCCACUUCUUUGGCCAGCUCAAGUGUGUUGUUCAGUGUCCAGGACUGUGGCCAGCAGAGCAGACACAUCAUGACCUUCAAAAGCCAGGAGAUGUGGUGGUCUGGCUGCCCUUUGGAGAACAUGCUUUGUGAAGAGCACUCAUGGUCACAGCUGCAGCAGCUGCUCUGCUGCACUGGCCAGCAAGGGCUGAAAAGGCUUGGUCAAGUUCCUGGACUGUCUGUGUAUGAAAUUCAGCCCCAAAUUGUGGCAUUUACAGUCAUAGCAGCAGUGCUGGCCACUCUCCACUUCACUGUGUAAUUCUCA
This is a messenger RNA of Zonotrichia leucophrys gambelii, 2161 nucleotides long. It is a transcript of the gene METTL25, whose product is annotated as methyltransferase like 25. The coding region runs from base 1 to 1605 and encodes 534 amino acids. The record is from RefSeq and is a predicted model, not a curated record. The transcript has 10 exons. NCBI's taxonomy places the organism in Eukaryota, Metazoa, Chordata, Aves, Passeriformes, Passerellidae.